ACUGUGACUCUGCAGGACAAAUUUUACCUCAUGUACCGCUCCUACGAAAAUGAUGAUGCCCUCGGUGGCACCGGGAAAUGUGUUUCCAUACAAAUGUCCGAGAAAAACGAAGAAACCAAGACCACGAAGAGCACAAUGAAGUACAGGGACCCUCAGACGAACUCUUUGAUAAAAAAGACCGUGCGUGUCACGCUGGCUCCUUCAGACGGCAGCGCAGGCGGCGACACCAUCCAAAUAGGCGAUGCGGAGGGAGGUGACACAUCGGCCACUAAAUUUCAGUUCGUUCAUUCGGAUUACGGAACCUGUGACGUGGUUGUCGUUUUGGGAACAGGAGAAAGAAAAUGUGAACUCUGGGUCAAUGCAGAUGCAGUAGGUUCCGAUGACGAUGAAAGCGUCAAUGAGAAGAUCGCUAAAUGCAUAAACGUAUACAACAAGCAAUGCCCAGACCAGAAGAAAUACGAAAUCUACGAUGAAGCUACAUGCAAUUCGCUUGAAACGAGUUCCAAAUAG
This is a messenger RNA of Ixodes scapularis (black-legged tick), 510 nucleotides long. RefSeq lists its product as uncharacterized. Lineage: Eukaryota; Metazoa; Arthropoda; Arachnida; Ixodida; Ixodidae. The annotation marks the transcript as partial. The transcript is spliced from 4 exons. Gene Ontology annotation, biological process: symbiont-mediated perturbation of host defenses. Gene Ontology annotation, molecular function: amine binding. The record is from RefSeq and is a predicted model, not a curated record.